Messenger RNA from Bicyclus anynana (squinting bush brown), 3192 nucleotides. RefSeq names its product chymotrypsin-like elastase family member 2A. Gene Ontology annotation, molecular function: serine-type endopeptidase activity. Bases 533 to 1837 code for a protein of 434 amino acids. The record is from RefSeq and is a predicted model, not a curated record. NCBI's taxonomy places the organism in Eukaryota, Metazoa, Arthropoda, Insecta, Lepidoptera, Nymphalidae. Gene Ontology annotation, biological process: proteolysis. The transcript has 8 exons.
AUAAGUUCACACGAGCAAAACAAACUGGUCGUGCAAACCGUGCAUCCUAUUAAUUUUAUAUCCAAUAUUAUUUUAAGUUAUAAUUUCAAAUGUGUGCAAAUUUAACGUUUUAAGUGCCUCGAAGAUGUGGUCAACAGUUCAUCUGAAAUGUGUAAACUGAGUCUGUUUAGUUGUUUAUUUGCAUUACUUUCGUGCACAGUAGGGACUGGUACUCGUAUGUAGACAACACGCUUAGACAUUGUGAGACAUUGAGGAUCUUGCGGAAAAUUUAAAAUUAUUUUUAAACAGUGCCAUAACUUAUUCGUGUUAAUAUAAUAGGAUAGGAUUGUAAUAAUAUGUGAUAUUGUUUUUACGGAAAACCAUUUUUAGUUAUUAAGAUAAUACCUGUUUAUAUCUCUAGGGUAAAGGCAUUAUUACUUUUUAUAUAUCUUAGAAGAUCUUCUGAAACAAAUUUGGUGUGCAAAGUAAAAUAAACAGGGUAUUAAAACUUAUGUUUCGGACGGUGUAGUUAUAUCCAACAACAAAUACGACAAUGAACCGAUUGCUGUUGUUAGCGAGUUUCGUUUUGUUGUUGGCGGUGGAGUGCAACAGUGGGGUGUGGAUGCCAGUAGGCAGCCCUAUCCUCAGCGCGUACCCCUGCAAGAACACGAAGGACAUCGUGGUGUGGUUCGAGCCAGGGCUGCCACCCAAGGACAACAAUCGCUUCUACGUGUACAUCAACAAAAACUUUCCAGCCGACAGCGUCACAAAAGUGUUCUUUGACGCAGAAGUGAACAUCACUUUCACUGUUAGAUCGGAUGAAAAGAAGUUCCAACGCUUCUCUCUCACGGACGGUGACAGCUUCACGCUUCGCUUCUUCGUGCAGCAUGCAGGCCUCGGGUUCAUCGUGAAGGGCACCGUGCCAGGCCUCACGCCCUACCUCAUCGGCCUCACCAUCAACGACGUGGAGUACUGCAACGACCCCGACGUCGGCUUCCUCCACGAAUACGCAGCGGAAACCGGCAACGCUCCCCAGAACUGCGGCAAAGCAAAGGUGGACCACACCGAGCUGAUCGUGAACGGCGCCAGCACCAAGCCCGGCGACUGGCCCUGGCACGUGGCACUGUACAGCGCGCACGGCGUCGUCUCCAAGUACAUAUGUGGGGGCACCCUUAUCUCCAAGAACUUCGUAUUGACAGCUGCGCACUGUACGUCUUCGAUGGGGACCCCCUACUCCUCCGACGUGCUUAGCGUGGUGUUGGGCAAAUACAACCUGAAAGGCGGUGACGUAGAGUCAGUGGAGAGGAAGAUUCAUAGGAUAAUAAUCCACGAGCACUACCAGUACCGCAAGCUGGCCAACGACAUCGCUCUGUUGAAGCUGCGGACGGAGGUGGCGUUCACCGACUACAUCCAGCCCGCCUGCCUGUGGUACCGGCGCGCGGCAGACGUGUUCAACACUACCACUAUACUGGGCACUAUAGUGGGCUGGGGCUUCAACAGCAACGACACGCUGUCGGAGACCCUGAAGCAGGCCAGCAUGCCGAUGGUGUCGGAGAGCACCUGCAUCAAGAGCAACCCGCUGUUCUACGGCCGCGCGCUCAACGGCAAGAAGUUCUGCGCGGGCUUCCAUAACGGAACUUCAGCAUGCAACGGUGACAGCGGAGGCGGGUUCCAGGUGUUCAUACCGGACAAGAAGCAGCUGGUGCCGGGCAAGGUGACCGGCGCGUGGCACGUGCGCGGCAUAGUGUCCAACACCAUCGCCCGUCUCGACGCGCCCAUCUGCGACCCCAACCAGUACGUCGUGUUCACCGACGUGGAGAAGUACAGGGACUGGAUCGACAGCCACCUCGACGACUAGACUAUAGCUUGGCAAAUUCGUUCGUAACACUCCGCGGGGGGCGGGAGAAGGGUAGCGAUGACAGAUAAACCCUCAACUGAUGCACUUCAGUUCCAGUAUUUACACCCCCGUCGCCCGCAUAUCAUGGGAGUGUCUUCAAGUUGCCAAGCUAUACUGCAGCUCGGGAUUAUUUUAACUGGGCACCGUUACUGGCGUGCACUUUACAGAGCCAAAAAGCACUGCAUACCUUGAGGACUCAAUAGAAACCUGUACCUAUAAGAGAGUAAUUUUCCCUAACCCUAGCUUAUCAUACGCAGCUCAGAGUCAUUUCAGACUAGCGUGUUUUUUGCGCGUAGACUUCAAAAAACCGGACUCGCGUAAACGGGCAUAUUUCGGCGUGUUCGCUCAAACCGGUGGUGUUGUGUCAGUAUCAACAUAUACGAGCUCAGAAGCGCGUCAACGCUCGUGCGCUCGUGUGCUGAUUUUGGAAGCGUAUGUGACGCGCCUAUACGCGCCUAAAUACGCUUCCAAAAUCAGCUCACACGCGCGUAUAAAACGCCAGUCUGAAACCGUUCUUAGGCAGCUACACGACACGCCAUAAAUACAAACACCUAGACACUAAGUAUCCCCGCACACGGGAGCCACGCGACAGCCACAAAAAGUUACUGAUCGACCCCCUUUUGUAAAUGUUUUAUGGACUAGCCACACACAGCCGGUGACGCCGGAGACGCACAAAACUCCUAUAGGUGGUUUGUGCCGUUGACACGUGGUUACCACGUACGGCAACACAUAAUAGUGCCAUCAACCAUCUUACAAAUACACUAUCAAACAGAUUUGUCUGAUUGCUGUCUUUUCGUUUUACCAAUCAAAGAAGCUAGUGCGAAAAAGAAAGAAAAUAGUCCGAAAAAUAAAGAAGAUAGUCCGAAAAAGAAAGAAGAUAGUCCGAAGUACUUUGAUGAAUUAUUGUCUUCAUCUUUGAGUUUACAUACGAGGAAUCACUGUGUACCUAUUGGUAUCAGGGCCUCCUAUCCAAAUUACACAUCGAUUAACUUUCUAACGCAUCGAAAACUAAUAAAUGUAUAGGAAUGACAUAUCCAAUCGACAGUUUGAUCACGUGACCAGACCAUCGAUAACGAAUUUCAUGCCCAUGUUUUUUGCUUUUCGAAGCGUUAGCUUUUGUAGAAAGAGAAUUGAUGUGUAACAUGGCUUUAGGCUCAGAUCCACAGAACAUACGAUUUGAUUAACUUACCGCCCAGACUAGAAUUACCUUAAAGCUUUAUAACCUUGAGGUAAUUAUUAUGAUAUUUGUAAAAUAUCAUAAUUGCUUGUUAAUUUAAUGUACUUUGAUGAUAAACUGAAAUAAAUUAUAUUUUAAU